This is a messenger RNA of Cloeon dipterum, 1686 nucleotides long. RefSeq names its product UDP-glucosyltransferase 2-like. Gene Ontology annotation, molecular function: UDP-glycosyltransferase activity. The record is from RefSeq and is a predicted model, not a curated record. NCBI's taxonomy places the organism in Eukaryota, Metazoa, Arthropoda, Insecta, Ephemeroptera, Baetidae. The transcript has 5 exons. The coding region runs from base 89 to 1582 and encodes 497 amino acids.
UGACCGCAAUUUGGUGUUGAUUUUUGUCUGAAAAUUCUGCUUAGUAAGAACGAUCAAUUAAAUUAUAGCUUUUUGUAUUUCAGACAAAAUGCUUGUAAAAUAUUUAUGCAAGAGAUUGUUAUUUAUUUUCACGUGUGCUCAUGGCGCUAAAAUCCUGGCAGUUCUGCCAGUGCCGUCCCCAAGUCACGGGAUUUUCAAUCACGUCCUCAUGGAAGCCUUAGCCGAUCGUGGCCACGAUUUGAUCGUCUUUUCGGGACGCGAGGCAAAAAGCCGACCACAUUUGCGCUACGUCCACCUGAACGGCUCCUUCAGCAACGCUGAAACUGUUUCGUUUGAAAGCGUCGGCACUUUCGGCCCAUUCGGCAACAUGCAAUUCGUGUUUGGCACUGUCUACAACACGUGCAAAGUGCAGCUUGAGGCCCAAGGAAUGAAAGAACUGCUGAGAUUGGAGGAAAGCUUUGAUUUGAUAAUUUAUGAGUCGGUCGGAUUUGACUGCUUUUUGGGCGUUUUGCACAAGUUUCGCGGCACCGCCACCGUCGGCAUUUCGGCCCACGGCCUGUCCCACUGGAAUUUUGACGCCCUGAACUUGUGGACACCACCUGCCGCGUACCCUUUAGAGUUUCUGCCCGUGCCCAGCGCCAUGAGCUUUUGGCAGCGUCUGCACAACUGGCUCUUAACGCAAAUCGUUCAGCUCAAUUACUGGCUCGUCCACACACCCAGACACCAGGCCCUGGCGGAGGAACACUUCGGCCCUUUGCCACCGAUUCGUUCAUUGGAAACGUUCAACGUGUUUCUCAGCAACUCCGGCCCCGUCGGGCUCGACCCUGGCAGGUUUUUGCCCCCCGCCGUGAAGGAAGUUGGAUGUAUUCAGUGCAGUAAUGGAAAUCAGUUGGGAAGAAAAUAUUCGGAUUUCCUCGAAGAGAUGGAAAGUUUUAUUUUUAUGAGCUUUGGGUCCAAUAUUAAAAGCAGCUCGCUCCCGAAUGAAACGAUUCAAAGCAUUUUGCAAAGGUUUGGGGAACUUGACAUGAAAGUGAUCUGGAAAUUCGAGUCUGAGAGCGUGCCAGAUAAGCCGGCUAACGUGAUGAUAGACAAGUGGGUGCCUCAACAAGAUAUACUUGCUCAUCCGAAGCUGCGCCUCUUCAUCACACACGGCGGCCGAUUGAGCGUUCAAGAGGCGUUAUUUCACGGCGUUCCGAUAUUGGCAAUUCCCUUUUAUUCCGACCAGCAUUUGAACGGACAAGGCGUAGUGGACAAAGGCGUGGGAGUCAAACUGAGCGUUGCUGAUCUUGGGAAAAGAAAAUUCGGCCAAGCAAUUGCUCAUAUGCUGGAGAACAACAGCUUUUCGAAGCAGGCGAAGGAAAUGUCGAGAAUCGCAAAGGACCAGCCGGAAAGUGCGUUGGAGAGAGCGGUUUUUUGGACAGAAUACGCGAUUAGGCACAAAGGUGCCGAGCACUUGCAACUAGCCUGGAGAAACGAGAGUUGGUUUAAAUUGUAUUCGCUUGACGUGGCAGCCGCGCUUGCUGCUGUUUCUGUUCUAAUUAUUUAUUUGUUAUUCAAAAUUAUUGAUAGAAAAUUAUUUUAAAAAAAUUUGAUAUUAAUUGUAAAUUCAUUAUAAUAAAUUAAAAUAAAAUAUGAAAUGUAUUGUAUAUAUGUUAUCCAGGUAAUAAAAGCGUAAUUUAAAGGCGG